GCUCAAUCGUCUCAUAUUCUAACCAAAAAUUUAGUUUCCUUUACGAGAACAACGCCUUUUAGUAAACAUGGACGACGAUAUGAUAUUUGAUCCUUCGUUGAAGAAGAAAAAGAAAAAGAAGACUGGUUUUGAUUUAGAAGCUGCUCUUGCUGGUGAGCAAGGUGAGAGCACGAGUAUGGAGACACCCGCAGAUACAGGUGACGUCGACGCGCCCGAAGACGAUAACCUCGAUUUAGACAAUUUUGGCAAAAAGAAAAAGAAAAAGAAGAAGACGUUUUUCAAUCUCGGAGAAUUAGAAAAUGCCUUGCCUGAAACACCGCCAACCGAAGAACCGGAAGCGCAGGAAGACGAAGUAAUGGAUGAUCUAGAUUUGGAUAUAGAUUUCACUAAGACGAAAAAGAAAAAGAGGAAGAAGGAUAAAAAUGUAGAUGAACUGGUCACAGAAGAAGAUGUCAGAGGAGAAGAUCAAGAAAAUGUGGAAGAUGAGCACGGUGAAUGGGUUGGAAGUGAUCAUGAUUACUCAUAUGACGAACUUCUAGAACGAGUUUUUGAUAUUAUGCGGGAAAAGAACCCAAGCAUGGUAUCUGGUAAAAAGCAAAAGUUCAUAAUGAGACCACCCCAAGUAGUCCGAAUUGGUACAAAGAAAACCUCCUUUGCCAAUUUUACGGAAAUUUGUAAAACUUUGCAUCGGCAGGCCAAGCAUUUGUUGGAUUUUCUUCUGGCGGAAUUGGGUACUAGUGGUUCAGUGGAUGGAAACAGUCAACUAAUUAUCAAAGGUCGCUUCCAACAAAAACAGAUAGAGAAUGUUUUACGUCGGUAUAUAAAAGAGUAUGUAACAUGUCAUACAUGCCGCUCCCCUGAUACAAUUUUACAGAAAGAUACUAGAUUAUUCUUCCUUCAAUGUGAGACAUGUGGGUCUCGUUGUUCAGUGGCUAGCAUUAAAUCUGGUUUCCAAGCUGUGACUGGCAAGCGUGCUGCCAUCCGUGCAAAGACUGCAUAGAAAAUUAGUGCUUAGUGAUUAACUAAUUUUACAGUAAUGGUUUGGG
Messenger RNA from Bombyx mori (domestic silkworm), 1046 nucleotides. RefSeq names its product eukaryotic translation initiation factor 2 subunit 2 (gene eIF2beta). Gene Ontology annotation, molecular function: translation initiation factor binding; mRNA binding; translation initiation factor activity. Gene Ontology annotation, biological process: formation of cytoplasmic translation initiation complex; translational initiation; formation of translation preinitiation complex. Gene Ontology annotation, cellular component: eukaryotic translation initiation factor 2 complex. Lineage: Eukaryota; Metazoa; Arthropoda; Insecta; Lepidoptera; Bombycidae. The record is from RefSeq and is marked provisional.